UAAAGGUGUGCGGCAAUUACGUCCUCCCAGGAGGACUGCCCCACCGAAUGGAGCCUUGAUAUUGUACUGGUGGCUCUCACGAAGGCCCUGUUUAUUUUUUUAGAUCAUAAAAAUAAAAACUAUUAAAUGGUUUAUUAUAGUAAUCGUUAACUUUUAACAUAAUAAAAACAUGGAAAUGUAACUUGCUUUCCAAAGAAUCGAUUCAUCUGGCCACAAGGUUCCAAAAUUAUGAUUACAAAUACGGUUAAAUAAAAUCUUUAGAAUGUAAAAUGUCUAUACAAUAAACUAUAAAUAAAUAGCACUAUAGACAAUGAAGCAAGCAAACGCGAUCGCAAAAAUAAAGGAGAUAAAAACGCAGGCAGACUCAAGAUUGAAACGUCUUGAAAAAUGAGUUGCUGCUGCAGACAGAGAGUUCAACAAGUGAAGGCUGAAGACUAAAGAGACAGCACGAUGACCGGCCACUGCCCUACGCUGGCCCUGGUGCUCCUCUUCCUCCAGCCUUCCUCGCAGUUCUGGCUCUUCAAUGUCAUCUUCCCUCCCAGCCCCGAGCCCGUAGGCCCCAAGGUGAACGACACAUCCCCCCUCAUUCUGGUGCCUGGCAAUCUGGGGAACCAGCUGGAGGCGAGGAUUGACAAGAUCGAUCUGGUGCACUGGCUCUGCUACAGCAAGACAGAGGAUUUCUUCACCAUCUGGAUCGACCUCAACAUGUUUAUGCCUAUAGGGAUUGACUGCUGGAUCGAUAACAUCAGAAUAGCAUACAACCGAACAACUCGCAAAACAUCCAAUGCACCAGGGGUGGAAAUCCGAGUUCCAGGAUUUGGGAAAACUUACUCUGUGGAAUUUCUGGACACCAAUACAUUAACAGGGUAUCUCCACACAAUGGUGGAGCACUUGGUAAACGCAGGUUACGUCCGUAAUGAAACGAUUCGAGCAGCUCCCUAUGACUGGAGAAUUGCUCCCAAUGAGCAGGAGGAGUACUUUGGGAAGCUAAAAGCCCUGGUGGAGGAGAUGUACAAGGAGUAUGAGAGACCUGUCUACCUGCUUGGACACAGCAUGGGCAGCAAUUACAUCCUGUACUUCCUGAACCAGCAGUCUCAGGACUGGAAGGAUCUCUAUAUCAAGGGCUUCAUCUCACUGGGGGCUCCCUGGGGUGGGGUCAUCAAACCGCUCAGGGUCCUCGCUUCCGGUGAAAAUGACGGAAUCCCGCUUGUAUCCAACAUCAAAAUCCGAGAGGAGCAGCGAAUGACCACCACCAACCCCUGGAUGAUCCCCAGUGACCUGGCCUGGCCGACUGAUCACGUCUACAUCUCCACACCCACCUACAACUACACCUACCAGGACUACCAGCGCUUCUUCAACGACAUCCACUUCGAGGACGGCUGGUACAUGUGGAAUGAUACCAAGGACCUCCUCGCAGGGCUGCCCACGCCUGGUGUAGCAGUGUACUGCAUGUACGGCACGGGGUUGCCUACCCCUGUCACCUACAUCUAUGAUGAUAACUUCCCGAACGCGGACCCCGUUGACAUCCUGUACGAUGAUGGGGAUAACACUGUCGGCUCUCGCAGCAUGGAGCUGUGCAAGCUCUGGGUAGGAAAGCAGAAGGAGCCGGUCCACAUCAUUGAGCUGAAUGGCACGGCUCACCUGGACAUCGUCUUUUCUAACAUAAGCCUCACGUACAUCCAGGAGAUACUGCAAGGGAGCUACAAAGGGCCUUAAUAAACAAACCACCUUGUCCCCAGAGCCAGGACUUUACUCAGACCAGUUUAAUACCUACCUGUAGUCUAAAUAUUAUAUCAGUCCAGUAUUCACCUACAUUAUCCUUUCUAUCAUUAAGAAAUUAGACCAAUACUGUUCUGUGCUACUCAGUCACAGUAUAAAACACUUCAGAAGUGAAAUAUCAGGCCAUAUACCUAAAUACCUCCAUGGUUUAAAAAAUUAGUAUCAGGGCUAUGAAAAUCUAACAGUGCCAUUGUCUAUUUCCUGUAUAUCUGUCUAUAAAAAUAUAUCAAAUGCCAGGGAGGGUCCUAUUUGAACAAUUAAAAAAAAUAAUAACAAUGAAGUCACUUGUCAAAGCAGUUGUCUAAAUAUAAAUUUGACAGUGUUUUUGAAGUUAUUGCUCAAUGAAUUACCUCUGGCAUGGCAAGAUCUGUUCAUCACGAAUAUAAACUGUUAUUAGUACAAUUUUAAAAUGCUGAAAGAAAAUUUAUAUAUUAAGUGACAAAUGCUUUGACAAGAAUUAUUUUUUAGUAAUUGGUGACAUUGAAAAAGUCGAAGAGUUUGUCAUUUAAUUAUUUAUAGUAUUUUUAAAUUUAGUACUGUUGAGUGUUCAAAAAAACAUGUGUUAAGAUACAAUACCUGUAUAGUACUAACAGGCAGAAAGCAGAUUUAAAGACUGCAUUUGGUUUUAAACCCCAUUCAUCGCUUAACAUACCAGUUACCUAUCAUACUGGUUUACAAAAAUACCCAUUAAACUGCUAACUAGGACUUACAUGAAGAAUAAAUUAAGGUUAUUUUAUUUGAAUUAAAAGUUGUUUUUUCUGAUACUGAAUGUGCUGGUGGCCAUUUAAAAAAAAGUUUUUUUUAUUCUAAGCUUUUUUUUCUCUUCAUCCUAUUUUUAUUAAAGUUUUCAUUAAUGCUUACUCCCAUUAGGCAGAGCAACAAUCAUUUUCAAAAUGUAUACUUUAAUUUGAUGGUGUUUGGGAUCAUUCUCAAUGGUUCUUUGUUAGAAAGCAAUUCAACUGACAUUUUAAAUUGCCAUAAUUCACGUAAUCCCAGUGAUAGUGACUUUGCUGUGAUUGGUGUGUGAGUGAAAAUCAAUAAAGCUUCAGUAAACUUUA
Messenger RNA from Acipenser ruthenus (sterlet), 2837 nucleotides. RefSeq names its product lecithin-cholesterol acyltransferase (gene lcat). The transcript is spliced from 7 exons. Bases 451 to 1716 code for a protein of 421 amino acids. Lineage: Eukaryota; Metazoa; Chordata; Actinopteri; Acipenseriformes; Acipenseridae. Gene Ontology annotation, biological process: lipid metabolic process. Gene Ontology annotation, molecular function: phosphatidylcholine-sterol O-acyltransferase activity. The record is from RefSeq and is a predicted model, not a curated record.